UGUUGGGUUUAUUCUCCGGCUGCUGCAGCGUCUCUGUGAUCUCAUAAACAUCCAGCUGCAGGUCCAGCUCUUUGUGCCUCUUGUUGAAUCAUCGCUUUCACAUUUCAGACUCUUUGCAUUCAAAUCAUGAUACGACCUCAAGUCUCCGUCACAACCAGCAGAUUAUCAUACGUUAAAGUACAACAGAAUACAGCAACUAGACAUGAAUGGGUAAUGGUUCUAACAUGUCUGCUUUACAUUGUUAUAAUAUUAGUGUUUUUACUUGCCUUUGAACCAGAACUACACGUGUACCAGACGUUUGGUUGUUUGGUAUAACAAGUAAAUGAAGAGCUUCAACUGUUGAUGGGAACACACACACACACACACACACACACACACACACGUUGCAUUCUCACGUUUCAUUUGUGUCUGUCUGAGAAUCUGCAUGCCAGAGUUUCCCACGAGGCGUUCAGGGUCCCGUGUCCAGCAGUGAUGGGUGCACGAUGAGGGCUCAUUAGAGUGUGAGACGAGCUGCAGGCUGCUGAAGGCCAGAUGUUCACAGCGUUGUGGGAGCUGACAUGUGCAGAGAGGAGUCUGCUGAAAACUGUUGCUCCUUCCUGCUUCAGGACUCUUCAGGUUCUCAUCGAGCUCUCACUGAGAGCGUGACAGGAAGUGGGCAGCGGUGCCUUUUUAUACAAAUAAAAGCACCGGCUGAGUUCAGAUGAUGAAAGGAGGUCAAACCAGAUUCUCUCCAGUGCAGAGAUGGAAAGAGAAGUGCACAAACUUCUGCGGUUCAUUGUUCUCUGAUGUGGCUGAAGCAUUGAAGCGAGAGAUAAUUGGGUUCGACCCCCCCCCGUUGUGUGAUCACACGAGCCGCACUGUUGCUGUGGCAUGUAAGGACGAGCAGAGAGGAUCAUGGGUAAGGACGAGCAGAGAGGAUCAUGGGUUAUUUCCCGCACAUGUGGAAGUGCUGCAGACUUCAUUUGGUUUUCUGAUGAGCCAGAAAUCAGAACACAUGUUUGUGUUUCUGCCACAUAAUCUGAAUCAAAUGAAUAAUUCAUCCACAGAUUGUGACCGCGGUGUUUAUCAUAAUCAUAAUAGUGAUUGUUGAUGGUUCUGAGGUUGCUGCUAUGAUGAUAAAUUGGCUUCAUUGGUUUUCUCUGCUGAAUGUCUUCAUGUCCUCUCACAGGCUGAGAGUCAGGUGUGUCUGAAGGAUGAAGGUGGUGCAUGAAAGAGAGACACCUGUCAGCUGCUCGACCUCUCUGACCUGCUGGACCACAGAAAACAUGAGGAGGAACUAAACGUCCGACCAAAACCUCAGUUUACAAUCAUUAGACAAAGAAAAGUGAACAUAACGAUGGUCUGUUUCCUUCAGCUGGAGUGAACUGCUCUCUUGUUUUUUAUUUAAAUAGUUUUUCCAGCUAAAGAGAGAAAUGUUUCCGUUCGUCCAACCGACCGGCUUCAAAUGAGCAAAGUGGAUCUGAGGUUGUGUCUGCUCAUGUGAAGUUAAAUCGGCUUCUCAUUUGAACAUUCUUGUGCUACACUGGGUUCACUUUCUCCUCCCCGGGAACAAACAUCAUUGAUAUUCCUGCGUGGCUCCCUCAGGGCGACGGAGGACGGGGAGAACAGGGAGCUGGCCCGGGGAUGUUCAGUCAUACUGAGCAGCAUUAACACGGCGUUCAUCAGAGAGGCCUCUGGAGGAGGGGUGCGUUGGAAUGAAUGAAACAUGCUGCUGCAGGUCUGAUGACACCUGAGAGGAACCUGCAGGUGUGUGUGUGUGUGUGUGUGAUGAACAAACCACACAGAUCACACAUUUCAAUAAGAGAUAGAGAUGAGCUUCUCCAGUCAUAUUGUUGACUGAAUAUCUUUGGGUUUUGACAUUUGAAGACUUUAUUUUUGUGAAGUUGUGAUUAUUUUGUGACCUUUUUAAAGACUAAUUUAGUUUGUGUAGAGCCACGUUUACGAUGCUGCGCUCUCAGCAGUGUGUUGGGCAGAAAACAGAGUCCAACAUGACAAAGACCUCAGUGUCCUCCUCCUCCUCCUCCUCCUCCUCCUCCUCCUCCUCUCAACGCUUCCCCAUCGGCAGAUUCUCCACAUUCCGUCCAAUCGGAGGAAAUGACAGCAGCCACACGUGUUCUCUAGAACUGGAGCAGCGGCCUUAUGUAACCCGCUCCUCUGAGGAGGUGUGAGGACGCCUCGGCCUCCCGGUGCCGGCGGUCGUGCCUGAUCUCCCGGAGUCGGGUGGGUGUUUGUGGGUGAGAGUCGUCGACCGCCGGAGUCACGACAUGUUGUUCCUGUUCGUGUGAGUCACCUUCUUCCAGUGAAGUUUGAGGACUAUUUAUUUCUAACGUUAUUGAUGCUUUUGGUUUGAUUUUGCGCCGACAGACACUCGGAUCUGAACAGAGAUUAUUCAGCAUUAGCUCGGGCUAAAUCAGUUCAAAGCUUUUCAUCGUGCAGCAGAAAGAGUACUGUUGAUGGACAGACAGUCUGGACACGACCAACAACAGUCACGGCAUUCUUUUCCCACAAUCAACCUAAAGACUGGGUUUACCUUCCUGUUGGGAACAUUCCCUGGAAAGCAGAAGAUCUGUUGUGUCCUAACCCACCUGAAGUGUUUCUGUCUGACGGAGACACGUGACGACACACACACACACACACACACACACCAUACAAACACAUGCAAUGAUCCCAUGGUCACGUUCCCCUGCCUCCCCGGCCCGUAUUGAUUGACAUGUGCUGAGGGGGGCGCUUGGUGUUCCAGGUUAGCUGCAGGACGAUUGAUGACAACAACCUCUCCGGAGGCUGAGGUUGUGAGAGCGGCUCUGGCAGCUCGCUCUGAGCUCGUCAUGAACGGGCCUGUUUUUGGCAAACUCUCCCACCAGCCUGUUACCUCGGACGGCUCGUGAACAGCGCUGAGAGACAGAGAGGUCUGUGUGCAUCAUUCAGACACCGGGGAGAGGGACGGGAGGCUGUUGGUGAGGACGUGUUGCAGCCUCGAUCACAUUUCUCAGGUGAAACCAUGUGGCUGUGUGGUGCUCCCUAGCCUCCCACCUGGUCACCCCUCCUCCCCCCCCACCUCCUCUCCCCUUCCUCCUCUCUCCUCCUGUUCACAAUGACGACCACCCUGGAGAUGAUGCUGGCCCGGCCCGACCAGGAGCUGAGUCCAGAGCGCCUGGAUGGCUGCGAGGACGUUGGUGGCCGCUACAACGUGGUUCCCUCUGUCGUCUGCUCCAUGUGCUGUCUCUUCGGCAUCAUUUACUGCUUCUUUGGCUACCGCUGCUUCAAAGCGGUGAUGUUCCUGACGGGCCUGAUGUUUGGCUCUGUCGUCAUCUUCAUGCUCUGCUACAAGGAGCGCGUUCUGGACACCCAGCUGAGCCUGGAGGCCUCGGUGGGCAUCGGCCUCGGCAUCGGCACGCUCUGCGGCCUGGUCACAAUGCUGGUCCGCAGCGUGGGCCUCUUUAUGGUGGGCCUGCUGCUGGGCCUGCUGGUGGCUGUGGCCACCCUGGUGGGCAUGGAGGAGCUUACCGACAGCCCGCCGCGCUCUGUCUGGGUGCCCCUGGCCGUGCUGCUUGGCCUGGGCAUGCUGUUCGCCGUGCUCACGCUGCAGUGGCAGCGCCUCUUUACCACGCUGUCCACAGCGAUGUUCGGUGCAGCUGUCAUCACUGUGGCGGUGGACUACUUCGUGGAGCUCUUCGCCCUCGUGCUGUACACGUACGAGCGACUGAAAGCGGCACCUGGCAAGCCCGUGUGCUGGCUGACGUGGGUGGUGCUCGGGGUGUGGCCUGCCCUCACCCUGCUGGGGGUCAUGGUCCAGUGGAAGGUCACUGCUGAGGGAUACUCUCAUACCAAGGUCAUCAUCAGCCGGCAGCAGAGGAGGAUGCAGGUGAUGCGGAUUCGUCAGCGGGACGAUCGCUAUCGCAACAAGAAGAAGAAGAAGCAGCAGCACGGCUCCACCUCCAACCAUCACCAGGCCAAGCAGCUUCACACUGAGCCCGCCUACCGCCGCAAGCCCAACCCCAUCCGCCGCUACGACACGGACGUCCUCUCGCCGAGCUACAUCCAGAGUUUCCGAGACCGUCAGGUGCAGGUGCAGCCGAUCCCGAGCCGGCUGGCUGGCCGACCGCACACCGUGGUGGAUGUGGGCUACGACCGCGGCUCCACGACGCCCCUCACCGGAGCUGCAGGACCUUCCCUGCGUGUCUGACCGGUCCCCCGCCUCCCAGAGGCCUGAACUCACCACUCUACCACAGAGACACAUGACUCUGCAAUCACACCUGUGCAAGGACUAACUGGGUUCAAACGUAAUCUGGGUUUAGCCACACCCCUAAGAAUGAAAAUAUAUUUAGGGCUGGAUUUACCCAAAAUGCAAAACAUGUUCAACCCUUUACUAAUUACAUUUUAGUUUAUAAAGCCCAGCAUUCCUUGUGCUACCUGCUGGAGCAAUCAGUGUGGUGCAGAGGCUUGGUUGACCUCUUUUUCACUGUCUUUCAGUAGAUUAAAAUGCACAAAUGCAUGCAUGCACUCACACAAACACACACCGCAGCUACAAUCUUAAGGGCUGGGGUGGAAACCUGAAGUAGCCUGCUGUACCUGGACUCGGCCUGUUUGUCACCAUCUCAAGUCAAACCAGAUCAGGGAUCUCAGUUUCAGUGCAAAACCGCCUCAGGUUCAAACGCAGGCAUCUAAAUACAACCUUGCUGUCGUUUCUACUGCUGUUGAUGAUUCUGAGCUGAUGGUGCAGAAGCAACUAGUCCCUCAGCCUGUAGGUGUCCAACAAAGAUUCAUCUGUAAAGGGAAGUAAGGGCCCUUAAAUGCAAACCGGGAUCUUUUAUUUGCUUUCUGUGCCAUCUGGACUACAAACAAAUCGUCCUUGAAAUGGGGAGGGACAUCUUUCAAGAGGGGAAACCCUUCGUCACCCUUGGUGCUGGACGAUACACUUCUUCAAGCUUCAAACUGCUCUCAGACGGCCAGGGAAUCUGUUUGAACGGGUGCCUUGCCCCUCUGUGGACUGUACCACUCAGCAACAGGAGGGGGGUUACUGGCAGAUCUCCCAUCGAUGGCUUGUUUUUGCAUUAAAUGUGAAGGAUUUUCAGGCGGGUAGCCAUAGAGCUACAACAAGCAGGGUCAAAUCAUGUUGUUGGAGUGGAGUUGGCUUGUUGUCUUCACAGAUGCCUGGAUAUAUGAGGAGGAUUUGUUUUUAGCUGACAGCAAGAGAGCCACAUUUACACUGGCACCUCCUCUGAGAUUCUACUCACGGUUUGGAAACCAUGUCCCUGAUUAUUGUACAACCUGAACUUCAUCCCAGACUGUUUCCUCCAAGAGAUUAUUUAAGAUGCUGAGCAGAGAGGUUUUUACUCUAUAAGCACAGAUGAAAGAUAUGUCUGCCAGUGUGUAGAAGGUCCACUCUUUAGCUCCAGUUGCUCUGGCAGAAGAAGCUAAAAGUCUUCCACGAGUCUCAAAGCUAGCAGGAUUAUUAUUUAUUGAUAUUAUAAAUGUGACUCCCGGCUGAGAUGCCAGUGUAAAUACGGCUCAGAGAGUCUGGAUGAAAGCAGUGGACGAGUGGCCAUACCAACUUGUACUUAGACCAACAGCUCCUUCCAUCGUGUGCAUUGAUUUUCUUUAUUUGGGACAACAGAACAUUUCUGUCACCAGUGAAAAUGUGAAUACUUUACCGUCUUUACCUUUUUAUAGUUAAAGCAAGCAGAUGUGGGGGGGGGGGGGGGGGGGGGGGGGGGGGCGUAUGGUACGUUUUUAUUCAACCGUAGGAAACGGAAAUGCAUGACCUCACCCCGAUCCGCCCUGCGUGGCUUCGUCUUGGCCCCCACCAAACACCCUCCGCCCUCAUGUGCAUCCAUGUGAACUUUGUACAUAAAACACAGCACUACUAACCUGUUCUGUUAUUUCUAUCAUUCCAUUUAAACUUUCUUUUCUUAAGAAUCUAAAUUGUUCUUUUCAAGUGGGAUGUAUUUAUUUUCAGAUGUAUUUAUUUCUGUAAAGGAGAGAGCGAUGUCAUCACUGUAGGCCAGUAACUCCAUGCUUUUUUUAAGAACUUUAAUUAUGACUAUAAUUAUUAAAGCAUGUGUUCUUAUGG
Anarrhichthys ocellatus (wolf-eel) is the source of this 6070-nucleotide messenger RNA. It is a transcript of the gene tmem198ab, whose product is annotated as transmembrane protein 198ab. Gene Ontology annotation, cellular component: cytoplasmic vesicle; plasma membrane. The transcript is spliced from 5 exons. The record is from RefSeq and is a predicted model, not a curated record. Bases 3092 to 4183 code for a protein of 363 amino acids. Gene Ontology annotation, biological process: positive regulation of canonical Wnt signaling pathway. NCBI's taxonomy places the organism in Eukaryota, Metazoa, Chordata, Actinopteri, Perciformes, Anarhichadidae.